This is a messenger RNA of Dracunculus medinensis (Guinea worm), 1944 nucleotides long. Lineage: Eukaryota; Metazoa; Nematoda; Chromadorea; Rhabditida; Dracunculidae. The record is from the annotation of a GenBank genome assembly.
AUGAAAGUGUUUUGUUCGUUUGUAAAUAUAAAUAUUUUAUUAGUAAUUGCGAUAGUUAAAGGAGGUAAUGGUGAUAACGAUGGUAACAGUGGUGAUAAUGGAAAUUACGAAAAGGAAGAAGGUAUUUUCGUUUUAACUGAGAACAAUUUCGACAAGUUCAUCGAUAACAAUCCAACAGUACUUAUCGAAUUUUAUGCUCCAUGGUGUGGUCAUUGUAAAGCAUUAGCACCAGAAUAUGAGAAAGCAGCAAAACGAUUAUCGAUACCACUUGCGAAAGUUGAUGCGACUGUUGAAAGUGAACUUGCAUCGAGGUUCGAUGUGCAGGGUUAUCCAACACUGAAAUUUUGGCAUAACUCAAAGGAUCCAACAGAUUAUGAUGGUGAACGUGAUGCAGAUGGCAUUGUUCAAUGGAUAACGGCGAGAACGGAUCCUAAUUAUAAACCUUCUCCAGAAGAAGUCGUUGCUUUAACGAAGGAAACUUUUGACGAGUUUAUUGCCAAUAAUCCACUCGUUCUUGUCGAAUUUUAUGCUCCUUGGUGUGGCCAUUGCAAACGGCUUGCACCUGAGUAUGAAAAGGCAGCAAAAAAAUUAAAGAUGUUUGCAGGUUUAAGUGAAACUUUCAAUGUUUUUGAAUUUAAAGAAUAUAUAUUUGAGGAUAUGCAAAAGCGAAUCAUUCUAGCAAAAGUGGACGCUACUGUAGAGAAAAUUUUGGCUGACCAAUAUGAUGUAUCUGGAUUUCCUACUUUGAAAAUUUUCCGAAAUGGUAAACGAUUCGACUAUACGGGGCCAAGAGAUGUAAAUGGUAUUGUGAACUAUAUGAUCGAUCAAGAACAACCUGCAGCUAAAAAAUUGAAUACAAUCAUAGAAAUUCAACGCUUUAUGCCAAAAGAUGAUAUUGCUAUUCUAGGAUUUUUCGAUUCAGAAAGUACCAAAUUAUUGGAAGCGUUAAGCGAAGCAGUGUUCGAUUUUCCAGCUGAAAUGGCUCGAGAAGAAUUUGGGAAGAUUGGUUACACCUUGGAUGCAAAAGUAAGGGAGCAUUUUAAAGUUAGGGAGAAUGAAAUAGUCAUAUUCUAUCCUGAAAUAUUUUGGAGUAAAUUUGAACCAAAAGCAGUUGAAUAUUCAAAGAAUACCGCAUCUGCAGAAGAUUUGGUAGCUUUUUUCCGCGAUAAUUGCACUCCACUUGUUGGACAAAUGACGCGCAAAAAUAUUGCUAAUCGUUAUUCAAAGUUACCUCUUGUAGUUAUUUAUUACAAUGUCGAUUUUUCAUAUGAAUAUAUAGAAGGUACUCAGUAUUGGAGAAAUAAGAUAUUAGAUGUUGCGAAUAAUUAUAAGGAUCGGAAAUAUCGGUUUGCUAUUGCUGAUGAGGAGGAAUUUUCAAAGGAACUUGCGGAAGUAGGUCUUGGUGAUAGUGGUCUCGAACACAAUAUAAUUGUAUUUGGUGUUGACGGUAAAAAAUAUCCUAUGAAUCCUGAUGAAUUUAAUAAUGAUCUAGAAGAAAAUUUCGUCAAUUUUAUGAAGAAAAUAUCUUCAGGAAAAAUAAAAGCCUAUGUGAAAUCAGCCCCUCUCCCACAAGAUGAUAAAGGUCCGGUGAAGACGGUUGUGGCUUCUAAUUUUGAUAAAAUAGUUUUGGAUGAGACUAAAGACGUUCUUAUUGAAUUUUAUGCACCAUGGUGUGGUCACUGUAAGGCUUUCGAACCGAAAUACAAAGAAUUAGCUAUAAGGUUGAAAAAGGAACAGCCAAAUUUAAUUCUUGCGAAAUAUGAUGCGAUUGCUAAUGAUGUCCUUAAAAAUUAUGUUGUCGAGGGAUUUCCAACAAUUUAUUUCGUGCCAUCAUCAAAAAAAUCAACACCUAUAAAAUAUACUGGUAAUAGAGAUCCUGAAGAUCUAAUUAAAUUCAUGAAAGCGAAUGGUGUUGUAUCAUUCCAAGGCAAAACUGAACUUUAA